Rhea pennata is the source of this 1085-nucleotide messenger RNA. RefSeq names its product geminin DNA replication inhibitor (gene GMNN). The record is from RefSeq and is a predicted model, not a curated record. The coding region runs from base 71 to 727 and encodes 218 amino acids. NCBI's taxonomy places the organism in Eukaryota, Metazoa, Chordata, Aves, Rheiformes, Rheidae. Gene Ontology annotation, cellular component: nucleus. The transcript has 7 exons. Gene Ontology annotation, biological process: negative regulation of DNA replication; negative regulation of cell cycle.
UGGCUGCUGCGCUUAUAGCCGCGCGCCGGGCGCGGGAGGACGGCUGGUGGUGGCGCGCGCGCGCGUUCGAAUGCAGCGAGGCAGCGGGCGGCGUGAUCCUAUGAAUUCCAAAAUGAAAAAGAAAGUGAAUGUGGAAAAGUCAUCAGGAUCUUUACAGAAGUACUUUUUAGAUACCACAUGCAGUACUGCCCCGAGGAGGACUCUCAGAAUGAUUCAGCCUUCAGCCACAGGCUGCCUGGUUGGCAGACAUAAUGAGGGGAAAUCUUCAAUCAAAAGGAAACUCUGGAAUAGCAAGUUAACUUCAAAGGCAACUACAACUGAGGCUACUCUGGACAAAGAACAAGAAAACGAAAAUACAGAUGAGGUCAUUCAAGCAGUAGAUCUCAUGGUAAAAAAAAGUCCUUCAUCUCAAUAUUGGAAAGAAGUGGCAGAAGAGAGGAGGAAGGCUCUGUAUGAAGUGCUUCAAGAAAAUGAAAAGCUGCACAAAGAAAUUGAAAAGAAAGAUGGUGAAAUUGCCUGUCUAAAAGAAGAAAAUGAAGAACUACUGUCACUAGCUGAACAUGUGCGUUAUAUGACCAGCGUGAUUGAGAGGCUAACUGGGCAAGCACCUGACAACCUCGAGGCACUGAAGAGUCUGACUCUAGAACAGUCUGAGCAAGAAAAUGAAGAACUUAACUUUGGGGAUGUUGUAGACCUCCCUUCUGAAGAAGGGCCCUCACAAGUGUAGUAUGAUUUGAAGAUGAUUAUUUCAGAUUUUGCUUUAAGUGAAGUGUGAAGCUGGAUUGACAACCUUAAACAAGCUUGUGCAUGUGGCUUUUCUUUUAAUUGCAGUCUUCCUCUUGAAAGGAUAUACUAAAGUUUCUCAGGUAUAGAAACUCUUGUGGAAGCAUAACAUGUUUUUUAACUGGAAUUAUGUAGCAGUGGGAGUAACUGAAUACUGCUUAGGAAACUCAUUACAGGCUGCACUUAGUUGCUUGUAUAAAAUGCAAAUACUAUGUAUUUCAAACUGUUAUGUAAAUAGUAUCUUAUCAGUUGGUCUGACAUGAUACAUGAAAAUUGAUAAAUAAAUCUUUGCCUUACCCAAA